Messenger RNA from Coregonus sp. 'balchen', 44844 nucleotides. The record is from the annotation of a GenBank genome assembly. Lineage: Eukaryota; Metazoa; Chordata; Actinopteri; Salmoniformes; Salmonidae.
AGGUAUCAGUAUAUUUAGUUUGGACUCGCUGUCUUCUGUCACCUUCAGGGACAUCAAGCCAGACAACAUCUUGAUGGACAUGAACGGUCACAUUCGCCUGGCUGACUUUGGUUCCUGCCUCAAACUCAUGGAGGACGGCACAGUGAGUAGGACUACACACACACACACACACGCACACACACACACACACACACACACACACACACACACCCCCCUACGUUCCAAACCAAACACCUCCAAACCACCAACCACCACCCCAUCAAACCCUGGGCUCCCCCGGCCCCCUUUAGGACUUCUCUGUGUCUGAUUUCCUGUUGUUAAAACUCUUCCUCUAGUUGAGCUGCUCCGAGGGGGUUGGCUAUGUGGCUUUGAUGAAUGAGUUGAGACCUUAGAGGAUCCGCCUCUCUAAAGCUGCGGUGACUGACGCUUCUUUGGCCCAGUCUCAGUGAAGUAUUAUUUAUGUAGAAUGAACUCUAUGGCAUGGCCUUGUUUAGGUUUGGUGGACGUAUUUGACUCCAAACACACUCUAGAAACGCAAUUAACAACACCAGAUUACAGAUUAUUAUUUAUCAAGCAAUAAAGGGAUACUGUGAGAUUCUGGCAGUUAAGCAGUUUUUCCACUUACACAUAGUCUGAUGAACUCGUGGAUAUCAUUGUUAUGUCUCUGCGUGCAGUAUGAAGGAAGUUAGAAGUAGAUUCACAAGCCAAUGCUAUGCGGAUGCUACUGUACCUGUAGACUUCCAGUCAUUGCGCUAACGCUAGUUAGCAUUGGCCCGCGAAAUACCUCUAACUUCCUUCAUACUGCACGCAGAGACAUAACAAUGCUAUCCACGAGUUCGUCAGACUAUGGGUAAGUAAAAAAUGGGCUUAGGCUUAACUGCCACGAAUCUCACAGUAUCCCUUUAAUAAAGUAUGAUAUUAUUUAUAUGGUUGAUCCCUCAUGCCAUCCAUCGAUCCAUCUAUGCAUCCAUCCAUCCACUCACUACUAAUCCAUUCAUCUCCUAUGCCUGGUCUCCCUCAGGUCCAGUCAUCAGUUGCCGUGGGGACCCCGGACUACAUCUCUCCGGAGAUCCUGCAGGCGAUGGAGGAUGGGAAGGGGAAGUAUGGUCCAGAGUGUGACUGGUGGUCCCUGGGGGUCUGCAUGUACGAGAUGCUGUACGGGGAAACCCCCUUCUACGCCGAGUCACUGGUGGAGACCUACGGCAAGAUCAUGAACCACAAGGUGAGAGGGGUGGUGGUUAGACUUGACAGAGGAGGCUGACUCUAGCUACCAUGGGGUUUAUCAUUUGAUUUAUUUGUUCAUUUAAAAACACAGUUCUACCACACAAGUAGCCUAUACAAUGCAUUGAAAAUCAUAGAGGACCACCCAAAAAAGUUGUACAACCUAUUUCCAUUGUGGUCCUCUUUGUUUGGGCUGUCAGGCAGGUUAAGGUUUACUGGUAUUGAUGGGUAGUGACAUUGUACUUACUGUACUAAAACCCGUCUUGACUAAGACACAUUUUUUUAUUCAAUGGUUCAAGACGAGCGUGAUUGUUUAGGUGUUGUUGGGGUCUUUAGUGUUAGGCUGAAGUACUUUCUGUACAUAGUUAGUUUUCUUCUUUCUGACUACAACUCCUCUUCCUUCUCUACCCCUUUUUCUUCUUGUUCUUUUCCAUCGACCGACAGGAGGAGUUAGGUGCUGCUGUGAGUGUUUAUUUUUAGGGUCUGAUUGCCCAGUCCCAAAUGGACCCCUAUUCCCUAGCACCUAUGCACUUAUAGAUUCCUCUUAGAUCUCCACAAGUGCAUAGGAAGUAGGGGCUAGGGAAUGAUUUGGGACUGGGUCUGAGUGUUAGUUGUUAAAGUUUCAGUAUGUUCUGUUCAAGGGCUGAAUGUAUCAAGCUUUUUAGAGUAGGAGUGCUGAUCUUGGAUCAGUUUAGCCUUUCAUUUCAUGUAAAUGAGAUUAUAUAGACAGGAAGGAACUGAUCCUAGAUCAGUACUACUAAGAGGAAUACUCUGAGACAAUUGAUACUUACAGUGCAUUUGGAAAGUAUUCAGACCCCUUGACUUUUUCCACAUUUUGUUACGUUACAGCCUUAUUCUAAAAUGGAUUAAAUAAAAAAAUGUCCUUAUCAAUCUACACACAAUACCCCAUAAUGAUGAAGUGAAAACAGGUUUUUCGAAAUGUUAUCAAAUGUAUUAAAAAAAUACAAAAACAGAUACCUUAUUUACAGAAGUUUUCAGAACCUUUGCUAUGAGACUCGAAAUUGAGCUCAGGUGCAUCCUGUUUCCAUUGAUCAUCCUUGAGAUGUUUCUACCACUUGAUUGGAGUCCACCUGUGGUAAAUUCAAUUGAUUGGACAUGAUUUGGAAAGGCACACAUCUGUCUAUAUAAGGUCCAACAGUUGGCAGUGCAUGUCAGAGCAAAAACCAAGCCAUGGGGUCAAAGGAAUUGUCCGUAGAGCUCCGAGACAGGAUUGUGUCGAGGCACAGAUCUGGGGAAGGGUACCAAAAAAUGUCUGCAGCAUUAAAGGUCCCCAAGAACACAGUGGACUCCAUCGUUUUUAAAUGGAAGACGUUUGGAACCACCAAGACUCUUCCUAAAGCUGUCCGCCCCGGCCAAACUGAGCAAUCAGGGGAGAAGGGCCUUCGUCAGAGAGGUGACAAAGAACCCGAUGGUCACUCUGACAGAGCUCCAGAAUUCCUCUGUGGAGAUGGGAGAACCUUCCACAAGGACAACCAUCUCUGCAGAACUCCACCAAUCAGGCCUUUAUGGUAGUGUGGCCAGACGGAAGCCACUCCUCAGUAAGCACCCAGCCAAGACAACGCAGGAGUGGCUUCGGGACAAGUCUCUGAAUGUCCUUGAGUGGCCCAGCCAGAGGCUGGAUUUGAACCCGAUCGAACAUCUCUGGAGAGACCUGAAAAUAACUGUGCAGCGACGCUCCCCAUCCAACCUGACAGAGCUUGAGAGGAACUGCAGAGAAGAAUGGGAUAAACUCUCUAAAUACAGGUGUGCCAAGCUUGUAGCGUCAUACCCAAGAAGACUCGAGGCUGUUAUCGCUGCCAAAGGUGCUUCAACAAAGUACUGAGUAAAGGGUCUGAAUACUUAUGUAAAUGUCGUAUUUCAGUUUUUUAUUUAAAUUAAUUUGCAAAAAUGUCUAAACCUGUUUUUGCUUUGUCAUUAUGGGGUAUUGUGUGUAGAUUGAUGAGGGAAAAAAACAAUUUAAUCAUUUUAGAAUAAGGCUGUAAUGUAACAAAAUGUGGAAAAAGUCAAGGGGUCUGAAUACUUUCCGAAUGCACUGUACAACCCCAGGUCUGUUUUUAUACUUAUUUUCAGCCCAUCCUGACUCCAAACCACACCGUUCUACCUUCAUAACUCACCCCCCUCUCCCUUCCCAUCACCUUUCAACUAUACCAUCACGUUCGCCCAGCUUUAUUGGCUGAACAAAUGCCUUAUGUGUUAAACUUUGGCUAGAACUAUACUGCUUUCUGCUGCAACAGGGUAAACAUGCAUUGGCCAUAUACCAUUUUUAUUUAUUUUUACGUUUCAUUGUCAGGGGCCAUGUACACAAAUGAAUAAAUUAAAUGUGGAAAAAUGUGUACGAAGAUUAUUCUGCAAACUGUAUAGAACUACACUACCAGUCAAAAGUUUGGACUCAUUACUUAUUCAAGUGUUUUUCUUUAUUUUUACUAUUUUUUACGUUGUAGAAUAAUAGUGAAGAUAUCAAAACUAUUAAAUAACACAAAUGGAAUCAUGUAGUAAACAAAAGUGUUAAACGAAUCAAAAUUAUAUGUUAUAUUUGAGAUUCUUCAAAUAGCCACCCUUUGCCUUGAUGACAGCUUUGCACACUCUUGGCAUUCUCUCAACCAGCUUCACCUGGAAUGCUUUUCCAACAGUCUUGAAGGAGUUCCCACAUAUGCUGAGCACUUGUUGGCUGCUUUUCCUUCACUCUGCGGUCCGACUCAUCCCAAACCAUCUCAAUUGGGUUGAGGUCGGGGGAUUGUGGAGGCCAGGUCAUCAUAGUUUUGAUGUCUUCGCUAUUAUUCUACAAUGUAGAAAAUAGUACAAAUAAAGAAAAGCCCUGGAAUGAGUAGGUGUGUCCAAACUUUUGACUGGUACUGUAUACUGCUGUCUACUGCAACAUGGGAAAGUUGCAUUAUCAGUAAAAAUUAAUUCGAAAUACAAAUAUUUCACCAAACUUGACGUAAACAGUAUAUCUAGGCUGCAUCCCAAAUGGUCAAAAGUAGUGCAGUAAAUAAGGAAUAACGUACCAUAUGUCCCAAAUGGUAUCUUCAUUAUUCUGACUCCUUUCCCUCUCCUCCCUCCGCCGGGUCCCCAGGAGCGUUUCCAGUUCCCCCUGCAGAUGACGGAUGUGUCCGAAGACGCCAAGGACCUGAUCCGACGCCUCAUCUGCAGCCGGGAGCACCGUCUGGGCCAGAACGGUAUCGAGGACUUCAAAUCUCACCCCUUCUUCUCUGGUAGGGCCUGAUGUUUUAAAACAGUGUCUGGGGGCUAGGGUUGUGGCAAUAAUGGGAUUUUAUAUAAUUCUGUAUUGUCUGUCAAUUCUUCUCUGGUAGAAGUGGGGCCAUUUCCAGGGAGUUGAUAUAGAUAACCUCUUGUUAAUUGGUGUUGAAUUUAGGUUGGACUGUAGAGAUGAUAAUAUGAUAAUCAUUACAAUAAGAAACCAUGAUCACAGUUUUCAUGUUUAAUGUCAUUCCUUUCAGGCAUUGACUGGGACAAUAUACGUACGUGCGAGGCCCCCUACAUACCAGAGGUCAGCAGCCCCACAGACACCUCUAACUUUGACGUGGACGACGACUGCCUCAAGAACUCAGUAAGUCUGUCUUCCUCUAUGGGACUACAUCAAGACUUCUCUCUCUCUCUCUCUCUCUCUCUCUCUCUCUCUCUCUCUCUCUCUCUCUCUCUCUCUCUCUCUCUCUCUCUCUCUCUCUCUCUCUCUCUCUCUCUCUCUCUCUCUCUCUCCUUUCAGUCUCUCUCUCUCUCCUUUCAGUCUCUCUCUUUGUUUCUAUCUUUUUUCUCCCCAUCAUCUCUUUCAUCUGUCUGUAAUGUUGUCAAGGUUGAGGUGUUUUAUGAAAUAAGUUUUGUGUUAUUUCAGGAGACGAUGCCCCCUCCCUCUCACACGGCCUUCUCUGGACACCACCUGCCCUUCGUAGGUUUCACCUACACCAGUAAAUGGUGAGUGGUCGCACAGCUUCGUCAAUAUAUACAGUAUACAGAAAAAUACAUCUUAGCCUGGUCCCAGAUCUGUUUGUGCCGGCUUGCCAACUCCUAUGGUCAUUGUCAUGUUUGGCAUAGCAAUGAGCAUAGGCUAUACAGCACAAUCAGAUCUGGGAUCAGUCUACUUCACUCCUACUUCUCUAUCGUUUGAUCUAACCUCAUCCACACUUGAACUAGUACUCCAUUUCCACCUGUGAGAAAGAAAGUAUUGAAUGGUCUGAUUUCUUUAUCUUAUCUUCAGGCUAAUGGUGGUCUCUCUCUCUCUCUCUCUCUCUCUCUCUCUCUCUCUCUCUCUCUCUCUCUCUCUGUCUCUGUCUCUCUCUGUCUGUCUGUCUGUUUAAGCGGCUUUAUUGGCAUGGGAAACGUGUGUACAUUGCCAAAGCAAGUGAAAUAGAUAAUAAACAAAAGUGAAAUAAACAAUAAAAAAUGUAUAGAAAACUUUACCCUCACAAAAAUUCAUUAUGGCUAUAUACAGGUGUUGUAAUGAUGUGCAAAUAGUUAAAAUACAAAAGAGAAAAUAAAUAAACAUAAAUAUGGGUUGUAUUUACAAUGGUGUUUGUUCUUCACUGGUUGCCCUUUUCUUGUUCACAAAUCUUGCUGCUGUGAUGGCACACUGUGGUAUUUCACUCAAUAGAUAUGGGAGUUUAUCAAAAUUAGGUUUGUUCUUUCAAAUUCUUUGUGGGUCUGUGUAAUCUGAGGGAAAUAUGUGUCUCUAAUAUGGUCAUACAUCUCUCUCUCGCUUUCUCUCCCCUCUCUUCCUUUUCUCUCCCCUCUCUUCCUCCUCCAGUACCCUGUCUGACCGGGGCUGUCUGAGGGAGUCAGGUGGUAGCAGCCAGACACAGAUGGAUGUGUGUGUCCAGCGCAGUCUGGAGGAGAGUCUGGCCACCGAGGCCUACGAGAGGAGGAUACGACGCCUGGAGCAGGAGAAGACUGAGCUCAGCCGCAAGCUGCAAGGUACUCACACACACUCACUCACUCACACCUCUCCUCCCAUUCUCAUCCUCUCCUCCCAUUCUCAUCCUCUCCCUGUGUGUUGUGUCCCAGAGUCCACUCAGACAGUCCAGGCCCUGCAGCAUGCGUCAGGAGAAGGACCAGCACCCGUCCCCUCUAACAAGGAGGUGGAGAUCAGGAGUCUGAAGACUGAGAUUGACAUCCUCAAGAAACAGAUCGCAGGUAGACAUUCAACAUUCUACUGUAAAGGUUUACUGUGUAGUAGAACACAAACAUUCUACUGUAAAGGUUUACUGUGUAGUAGAACACAAACAUUCUACUGUAAUGGUUUACUGUGUAGUAGAACACAAACAUUCUACUGUAAUGGUUUACUGUGUAGUAGAACACAAACAUACUACUGUAAUGGUUUACUGUUUAGUAGAACACAAACAUUCUACUGUACAGGUUUACUGUGUAGUAGAACACAAACAUUCUACUGUACAGGUUUACUGUGUAGUAGAACACAAACAUUCUACUGUAAAGGUUUACUGUGUAGUAGAACACAAACAUUCUACUGUACAGGUUUACUGUGUAGUAGAACACAAACAUUCUACUGUAAAGGUUUACCUUGUAGUAGAACACAAACAUUCUACUGUAAAGGUUUACUGUGUAGUAGAACACAAACAUUCUACUGUACAGGUUUACUGUGUAGUAGAACAAACAUUCUACUGUAAAGGUUUACUGUGUAGUAGAACACAAACAUUCUACUGUAAUGGUUUACUGUGUAGUAGAACACACACAUACUACUGUAAUGGUUUACUGUUUAGUAGAACACAAACAUUCUACUGUACAGGUUUACUGUGUAGUAGAACACAAACAUUCUACUGUAAUGGUUUACUGUUUAGUAGAACACAAACAUUCUACUGUAAAGGUUUACUGUGUAGUAGAACACAAACAUUCUACUGUAAUGGUUUACUGUGUAGUAGAACACAAACAUUCUACUGUAAUGGUUUACUGUGUAGUAGAACACAAACAUACUACUGUAAUGGUUUACUGUUUAGUAGAACACAAACAUUCUACUGUAAUGGUUUACUGUGUAGUAGAACACAAACAUUCUACUGUAAUGGUUUACUGUGUAGUAGAACACACACAUACUACUGUAAUGGUUUACUGUUUAGUAGAACACAAACAUUCUACUGUACAGGUUUACUGUGUAGUAGAACACAAACAUUCUACUGUAAUGGUUUACUGUGUAGUAGAACACAAAUAUAUUUUACUGUAAUGGUUUACUGUGUAGUAGAACACAAACAUUCUACUGUAAUGGUUUACUGUGUAGUAGAACACACACAUACUACUGUAAUGGUUUACUGUUUAGUAGAACACAAACAUUCUACUGUACAGGUUUACUGUGUAGUAGAACACAAACAUUCUACUGUACAGGUUUACUGUGUAGUAGAACACAAACAUUCUACUGUAAAGGUUUACUGUGUAGUAGAACACAAACAUUCUACUGUACAGGUUUACUAUGUAGUAGAACACAAACAUUUUACUGUAAAGGUUUACUGUGUAGUAGAACACAAACAUUCUACUGUAAAGGUUUACUGUGUAGUAGAACACAAACACCUUUCAGCCAGGUCAGCAUUUACCAUAGAUGGAUAGCCUAGUGUAUGAUAGAGUAGGACUGGAAAUACAUUGAGAGAUAAACAGAUAUGCUAUUCAUAAUCCAUACAGUAUACAGCCAAGUUAAUUGUGGGAAUUGCAACGCAAGGGUUGUGGGUUUGAUUCCCACGGGGGACCAGUACAAAAAGCAUGAACAUGUAUGCUCUGGAUAAGAGCAUCUGCUAAAUGACUAACAUUUAAAAUGUACACUAUAAUGGAACACACAUCAUAGGGAAAUGUGAUGCAUAUUGGCCAAAGUUGUGUUUAACAACACUGACCCUCUGUAUUGUGUGUGUUAGACUCAGGUCAACUGGAACAUCAGUUGGAGGAAGCUUCGUCAGUCCGUAGAGAAAUGGAGGAUUCAUCUAAACACGUCAGGAGCCUGGAGAAACAGAUGAAGAGUCUCAACCUGGAGAGGGACGACCUGCACAAGGUGUGUUUCCCUGUAUAUAGCACCAACUGUGUGUGUUGACUUCAGUGUGUUAACUCCUAGUCACUACCAAUAUUAUACAAUUUUCACACUAUCGUGCUGAUCCGAAUUGGACUGUACUGGCUUGGAUAUAUUUUAUUUUCACAUGGUCCUUCACAUCAUGGCUCCAGCAAAUGUGGUAUAUGCGUCAUUGUGGUAUAUCGGCUCAGCUCUGCUCUGCAGUAUGAAAAGGGUACAGUGGGGGAAAAAAGUAUUUAGUCAGCCACCAAUUGUGCAAGUUCUCCCACUUAAAAAGAUGAGAGAGGCCUGUAAUUUUCAUCAUAGGUACACGUCAACUAUGACAGACAAAAUGAGAAAGAAAAUCCAGAAAAUCACAUUGUAGGAUUUUUUAAGAAUUUAUUUGCAAAUUAUGGUGGAAAAUAAGUAUUUGGUCAAUAACAAAAGUUUCUCAAUACUUUGUUAUAUACCCUUUGUUGGCAAUGACACAGGUCAAACGUUUUCUGUAAGUCUUCACAAGGUUUUCACACACUGUUGCUGGUGUUUUGGCCCAUUCCUCCAUGCAGAUCUCCUCUAGAGCAGUGAUGUUUUGGGGCUGUCGCUGGGCAACACAGACUUUCAACUCCCUCCAAAGAUUUUCUAUGGGGUUGAGAUCUGGAGACUGGCUAGGCUACUCCAGGACCUUGAAAUGCUUCUUACGAAGCCACUCCUUCGUUGCCCGGGCGGUGUGUUUGGGAUCAUUGUCAUGCUGAAAGACCCAGCCACGUUUCAUCUUCAAUGCGCUUGCUGAUGGAAGGAGGUUUUCACUCAAAAUCUCACGAUACAUGGCCCCAUUCAUUCUUUCCUUUACACGGAUCAGUCGUCCUGGUCCCUUUGCAGAAAAACAGCCCCAAAGCAUGAUGUUUCCACCCCCAUGCUUCACAGUAGGUAUGGUGUUCUUUGGAUGCAACUCAGCAUUCUUUGUCCUCCAAACACGACGAGUUGAGUUUUUACCAAAAAGUUAUAUUUUGGUUUCAUCUGACCAUAUGACAUUCUCCCAAUCCUCUUCUGGAUCAUCCAAAUGCACUCUAGCAAACUUCAGACGGGCCUGGACAUGUACUGGCUUAAGCAGGGGGACACGUCUGGCACUGCAGGAUUUGAGUCCCUGGCGGCGUAGUGUGUUGCUGAUGGUAGGCUUUGUUACUUUGGUCCCAGCUCUCUGCAGGUCAUUCACUAGGCCCCCCCGUGUGGUUCUGGGAUUUUUGCUCACCGUUCUUGUGAUCAUUUUGACCCCACGGGGUGAGAUCUUGCGUGGAGCCCCAGAUCGAGGGAGAUUAUCAGUGGUCUUGUUUGUCUUCCAUUUCCUAAUAAUUGCUCCCACAGUUGAUUUCUUCAAACCAAGCUGCUUACCUAUUGAAGAUUCAGUCUUCCCAGCCUGGUGCAGGUCUACAAUUUUGUUUCUGGUGUCCUUUGACAGCUCUUUGGUCUUGGCCAUAGUGGAGUUUGGAGUGUGACUGUUUGAGGUUGUGGACAGGUGUCUUUUAUACUGAUAACAAGUUCAAACAGGUGCCAUUAAUACAGGUAACGAGUGGAGGACAGAGGAGCCUCUUAAAGAAGAAGUUACAGGUCUGUGAGAGCCAGAAAUCUUGCUUGUUUGUAGGUGACCAAAGACUUAUUUUCCACCAUAAUUUGCAAAUAAAUUCAUUAAAAAUCCUACAAUGUGAUUAUCUGGAAUUUAUUUCCUCAUUUUGUCUGUCAUAGUUGACGUGUACCUGUGAUGAAAAUUACAGGCCUCUCUCAUCUUUUUAAGUGGGAGAACUUGCACAAUUGGUGGCUGACUAAAUACUUUUUCCCCCACUGUAUACAACUACCUCGAACCCUGAGUCUAUCUGUAAUAUAUAUCAUUAAGCAGACGCAUUUAUCCAAAACGACUUACAACAGUGAGUUCAUACAUUUUCGUAUGGGUGGCCCCAGCGGGAAUCCAAUCGACAACCCUGGCAUUGCAAGUGCCAUGCUCUACCAGCUGAGCGCCAUACGUCCGACUCAUCCAGUCUGACCAAUGAAUCUGAAUCUUCCCUCCCUUCAGGACUUAAUGGAGGCCAGUGAGAAGAUGAAGAGUCAGUCUAAGGAGUUGAAAGAGGCCCACAGCCAGAGGAAGCUGGCCAUGCAGGAGUUUUCCGAGCUCAACGAGCGUCUGACUGACCUCAGAUCAGCCAAGCAGCGCCUGGGCCGCCAGCUCCGGGACAAGGAGGAGGAGAUGGAGGGUUGGUCCCAGAAGGUGGAGGCUUUACGGCUGGAGGUGCGCAAGGCUGAGAGGGCCAAGAAGGAGGUAGAGUAGUCACGUGGUUCUUAGAGGUAUUUGUGUGUGUGCGUGCGUGUUUGUGCGUAUAGGAGGGUGUGUGUGUGGGUCUCUACUUAUAGGUGUGCUUGUAUAUGAGCGUGUGUCUACGUGUGUGUGUGUGUGUGUGUGUGCAUUAACUCCUUGCUGUCUCUCAGAUGGAGGCCCAGUCUGAGGAGCAGACAGCAGAUGCUCAGAAGGAGAGGAAGGUGAGAGAACGAUCAGAGCAGUACAGCAGACAGCUAGAGGAGGAGCUGGACGGACUCAAGGUAACACACACACACACAUACUAACACACAUAAUAACACACACACACACACACUAACACAUGCUAACACACAUAAUAACACACACACACUAACACACUAACACAUGCUAACACACAUAAUAACACACACACACACGCUAACACACGCUAACACACACUAACACACUUUCUAACACACAUACACACCGACCUUUUUUCUUUCCUUCUCUCUCUCUCUCUCUCACGCUCUCUCACGCUCUCUCACGCUCUCGCUCACAGAUCUUCACAGACAUUACAUCUCAGAUUUGAGCCGUUUAGCAGACGCUGUGGAGCGAGUUGUAGUCAGAGAAGCGUAUGUAGUCGAUGUGAAAUGGCUAGCUAGUUAGCAGUGUGCUAGUAGCAUUCGAUCGGUGACGUCACCCGCUCUAAGGCCCAGAAGUAGGUGUUUUGUGUCCCGACUGAUAACGCUACUUCAUGGCUGACACUGGUAGACGUGUUCAGAGGGUCCCUGGUUCGAGCCCAGUCCGGGACAGGGGUGGAAACAAUGCGCUUACACACACAAGACAUGCACACCUGGGGUGUAUUCACCAGGAACCAAAGUGAAGCCAACGGGCCGAAACGGGGAGGGACUAAUCUGAACUUGUCCAAUAAGAAACACUCGCUUUCGUUACAAAACGCUUUUACUACGGCGUUCACUAAUUAAUACACUCCUGUAAUUUCUCUGUUUCCCUGGUUGUGUGUAUGUGGUCAACUCCUCUCUUCCUCUGAACCAGAAGCAGUUGGGGCCGUCAGCCUCGGUGGUGGGCACGGACCAGAGCCAGGAGGUGGGGAAGCUGCGGGCCGACCUGGAGAAGAAGACCGGGUUCUACGAGGAGGAGUUGAGCAGGAGGGAAGCGCAGCAUGCCAACGAACUCAAGGGCCUCCGCAAGGAGCUCCGUGACGCGGAGGGACAGCAGCUCACCCUGCAGAAAGAGAUACUGGUUCUCAAGGACAAACUGGAGAAGACACGCAGGGAGAGGUGUGUGUGUGUGUGUGUGUGUGUGUGUGUGUCUACAUCUUUAUUUAUUUGUGUGUAUAAUGGCUUAUGUGCAGUACCGCCUUCUUAGGUUUGGAUGUCCACAACACUCAUAAGCACUCAUAAAGUUGACAUAUAGGACAGUCAAUCCAGAGACGUAGACAUGGCAUUCAGAUGUGGUUCUGGUCUCUGUAGGAGCUAUAUAAAUAUUCUUCCUAGCGAGGGUUAUACGAGGUGAACAUGGUUAUAGUUACUUCACCCUGGCCUCUACUGUGUUGUACUUUAGUUACCUUCUCUCCCCUGACCUAGCUCCCGAGAAGACCCUCGUUCAUGUGUGAGUCCCUUAGAUCUAACUGGUAUUAUCCCCCUUUGCCUCUGUCCAGGUCGAAGAAGCAACAUUGAUCUAACGAUCCCUCAUACAGUCUGGAAGCUAUCAGGAUGUGCUUUUCUACCCUAUAGCUUAGCAUCCCUGGCUAGCCUCGUUCAUACAGAUCUUUGGAUACUCUCUCUGAAUAGCAGGUUCAGUGUGUUAUUGAUGUGUGUGAUGAUGGAUCAUCAGAGUGUGUGCAUCUGUGUUCUUUGUGUGUGAUAGCCAAUGCGAGCGUGAGGAGUUUGAGACGGAGUACAAGCAGAAGUAUGAGAGGGAGAAAGUUAUUCUGACCGAGGAGAACAGGAAGCUCUCCAACGAACUGGACAAGGUGAGAUAAUAUACACACACACUGCCCUGACCUGAGGUAACCCUAUCACACACACACUGCCCUGACCUGAGGUAACCCUAUCACACACACACUGCCCUGACCUGAGGUAACCCUAUCACACACACACUGCCCUGACCUGAGGUAACCCUAUCACACACACACUGCCCUGACCUGAGGUAACCCCUAUCACACACACACUGCCCUGACCUGAGGUAACCCUAUCACACACACACUGCCCUGACCUGAGGUGCCCUGACCUGAGGUAACCCUAUCACAGCACACACAACACUUGCCCUGACCUGAGGUAACCCUAUCACACACACACUGCCCUGACCUGAGGUAACCCUAUCACACACACACUGCCCUGACCUGAGGUAACCCUAUCACACACACACCCCAGUUCUCUCAUCAUAAUGACACUGUCCACCUCCAACCUUCUCUCCUGGUAAAGCCAAUAUAAUUACUGUUCAAUAUCCACUUUCAAAACAGACCACAGUCUCCUACACACGCAAAUGGAACGUCCCGUUGGAUCUCAAACUAUUGACUUUGGAAGCGGGAACAAUGGGAAUGAGAAGUGGACUUUCCCAAGCAAAAUACUUUGGUAUAAGUUCUGAUAUAUGGGACUAAAAGUGCUGUUUGUUUUUGUGGUAUUCCAUAUUAAGUAUGAAGAAAUGAAGUGAUGCCUUGAAGUUGAUAGCAGCCGGGGGUGUAUGUGGAAAACAGGGAACAUUCCCCAACCCUUCCUGAACACAUGCACAACCUGCCAGGGAGGGAUAGUGAGAAGCACAUAUCAUUGGUUGCGUCCCAAAUGGCACCCUAUUUACUUUAUAGUGCAUUACUUCUUCUGAACAGGGCCUAUAAGGGUCUGUUCAAAAGUAGUGCAAUAUAUAGGGAAUGGGGUGCCAUUUGGGAUGCAGACCCAUUUGAUUCUGUUGUUUCACAUACAGUACCUUCUGUAUGAAAGCCAGAAUACAAGGAUCAGAUGAUUUAUGGUGAUUAUAUAUCCUUCUAUGAACUUGAAACUCUCUAGUCUAAAGGUAGCUGUUUCCAUUUGGAAAGAAAUCCUAUAAAUGUGAGGUAAAAAAAAUUUGAAUCUUACCUUGCAAAUAUUAUGUUUAGCCUGUUUAAAAUGAUCCUUCAAACUGUGUUUUACAACCAACAACCAUCUUGCCACUUAUGUGAUAGUAGCAAUAUGCACCGUAAUGAAUUUCCUACUGUCAAACCAUUACACGAAAACACACUCCCUCUGCAACUGUCAAGUAACUUAUAAUUACCAAGAUAGCUAUUUAAAAUGGCCAGUUGUUGCAGAGAGGGCUAGGAUCAGCACUUUAUGAGUUAGUAUUGAUCAUAAUGUAUUUCUGGUGUGCCACUCUCUCCCUCUGCUCUCUGCCCCCUCUCUCCCUGCCCUCCUCCCUUCCCCCUCUCCCUCUGCUCUCUGCCCCCUCUCUCUCCCUGCCCUCCUCCCUUCCCCCUCUCCCUCUGCUCUCUGCCCCCUCUCCCUCCUCACCCUCUCUCCUUCUGCCCUUCUUUGGCAUCCCCCAUGCCCUGGCCUGCCCUUCUCUUCCCUCUUCUUUUACCCUGUCCCCUCUACCCUGUACCCUCUACCCUCUACCCUGUCCCCUCUACCCUGUACCCUGUCCCCUCUACACUGUCCCCUCUACCCUGUCCCCUCUACCCUACCCUGUUCCCUCUACCCUGUUCCCUCUACCCUGUCCCCUCUACCCUGUCCCCUCUACCCUGUCCCCUCUACACUGUUCUCUCUACCCUGUCCCCUCUGCCCUGUUCUCUCUACCCUGUCCCCCUCUACCUGUUCCUCCCUGCCUCUACCCCUGUCCCCUCUCCCCUGUCCCCUCUACCCUGUCCCACCUGUCCCCUCUACCCUGUCCCCUCUACCCUGUCCCCUCUACCCUGUCCCCUCUACCCUGUCCCCUCUACACUGUCCCUACCUGUCCUCUACCCUGUCCCUGUGCCCUCUAACUGUUCUCUCUACCAUGUCCCCUCUACCCUGUCCCCUCUACACUGUCCCCUCUACACUGUUCUCUCUACCCUGUCCCCUCUACACUGUCCCCUCUACACUGUUCUCUCUACCCUGUCCCCUCUACACUGUUCUCUCUACCCUUCCCUAACUUUCUUACCUCCUGCCCUAACCUUUUCUCCCAUCUCUCCACUCUCCUCUGUCCCUCUUUCCCCUUCUCCUGCCCUGCCUGCCUUUCCUUACCCUGUCAUCGAUCAAUCAAUCAAUCAAAUGUAUUUUAUAAAGCCCUUUUUACAUCAGCAGUUGUCAGUGCUAUACAGAUACCCAGCCUCAAACCCCAAAGACCAAGCAAUGCAGAGGCAGAAGCACAGUUGCUAGGAAAAACUCCCUAGAAAGGCAGGAACCUAGGAAGAAACCUAGUGAGGAACCAGGCUCCAAGGGGUGGUCAGUCCUCUUCUGGCUGUGCUGGGUGGAGAUUAUAAGAGUACAUGGCCAUUUAGGCCAGAUCGUUCUUCAAGAUGUUCAAAUGUUCAUAGAUGACCAGCAGGGUCAAAUAAUAACCAUAGUGGUUAUAGAGGGUGCAACAGGGCAGCACCUCAGGAGUAAAUGUCAGUUGGCUUUUCAUAGUCGAACAUUCAGAGGUCGAGACAGCAGGUCCGGGACCAAGUAGCAUGUCCGGUGAAACAGGUCAGGGUUCCAUAGCCACAGCAGAACUAGAUCAGCAGAACUACUGGUUGGACUAGGGACAGGGACAGCCAGGUGUCGUCAGACCGGGUAGUCCUGAGGCAUGAUCCUAGGGCUCAGGUCCUCCGGGAGGGGAGACAUGGAGAGGGAGGGAGGGGGAGGAGAACUAGAGGGAUCAUGCCUAAGCUCACUCAGGACAACAGAUAGGACAGACUGACCUUGGCCCCUAUGCACAUACGCCAUUGCAGCAUAGAUACUGGGGGGGUGGGGUCGGGGGACACUGGCCCCGUCCAAAGUUACCCCCUGGGCCAAACUACACUCAAUCAUAGGACUUGCUGAAGAGAUGAGACUGAGUCUGUGUCUCACAUGGAUCGGCAGACCAUUCCAUAAUAGAGGAGCUCUAUAGGAUGCCCUUGAAACGUCGCUGCAAAUGUACCACACUGUAUAACAUCUAUGGCUCUGACUGACUCUGUAUUCUCCUCUCCUCUCCUCUCCUCUCCUCUCCUCUCCUCUCCUCUCCUCUCCUCUCCUCUCCUCUCCUCUCCUCUCCUCUCCUCUCCUCUCCUCUCCUCUCCUCUCCUCUCCUCUCCUCUCCUCUCCUCUCCUCUCCUCUCCUCUCCUCUCCUCUCCUCUCCUCUCCUCUCCUCUCCUCUCCUCUCCUCUCCUCUCCUCUCCUCUCCUCUCCUCUCCCUCUAGCUGACGUCUAUGUUUGAGAAGCUGAGCAGUAGCAACAGACAGCUAGAGGAGGAGAUGAGGGAACUGGCUGACAAGAAGGAGAGUGUGGCUCACUUGGAGGAGCUGGCUGACAAGAAGGAGAGUGUGGCUCACUGGGAGGCCCAGAUCACUGAGAUUAUCCAGUGGUGAGUGACAGAGGAAAUACACGCACGUGUGCAUUCACUCUCAAACACAUGUCCGCACGUGCAGGCUUACUUACACACACACACGCAAACACUCUACAUGCAUACACAGACACAUUUUGAAUACUUUAUUUGGAUCCACAAUCCAGCAAUGAGGUGCAAAGGACCCCAAAUAUGUCAAAGGUCAUACAAAUGAUUGGUCUUUACAAUGUCUUCUCCAUUCAGAGAAGCGACAGAGAAAUACCUUGCUACUGCUGCUUGGCUCUCUUCCCUGACAGGCCUCCAAUUGGCACAUAUUUACAUUUUAGUCAUUUAGCAGACACUCUUAUCCAGAGCGACUUACAGUUAGUGAGUGCAUACAUUUUUCAUACUGGCCCUCCGUGGGAAUCGAACCCACAACCCUGGCGUUUCAAGCGCCAAGCUCUACCAACUGAGCUACAGGAGGCCUGAAGGACAACCAUAUCACACACACACACUGUAACAUUGAACUGAAGCAGUGAUGAGUGGUGCCCCCUGCCUGCCACUGCAGUAGGAGAAACAGGAAGAGUUUCUCUUUAUGGACCAAUAGGGGGUGCUUAUAUUUGUCCUGUUUCACGUACAAGUGGGUAACCUGUACGAGUGAGAGGUGUGAAAUGGAAAUGUAUUGUUUUGCAUAUCCCCACUCCCCCUGAGACUCCCUUGGAGAGUGGGGUCACGGACAGGGAUCAGCCAUUAUUGAUGGCGACCCUGGAGAAAUCAGGGUUAAGUACCUCGCUCAAGGGCAGAUCAACAGAUUUUUCACCUUGUCGGCUCGGGGAUUCGAACUAUAAAUAAUAAAUAAAUAAAUAAUUGGUCAUUUAGCAGACGCUCUUAUCCAGAGCGACUUACAGGAGCAAUUAGGGUUAAGUGCCUUGCUCAAGGGCACAUCGACAGAUUUUUCACCUAGUCGGCUCGGGGAUUAGAACCAGCGACCUUUCAGUUACUGGCACAACGCUCUUAACCACUAAGCUACCUGCCGCCCCGUUGGGUUACUGGCCCAAUGCUCUAACUGCUAGGCUACGUGCCGGACCACAGAGAUGUGUAUGUACAGACCAGGGAGGUUGUGACUGGGACUGGAGGAAGCCUAUUCACAACCCUGUAUGUAUGUACACAUAGAAGCUGUCCCAAAUGGCACCCUAAUGCCUAUUCAGUUCACUACUUUUGACCAGAGCCCAGACCCAUAGGGCUCUGUUCAAACGCAGGGCACUAUAUAGGGAAAAGGGUGCCAUUUGGGACAUGUCCUUAGUAUAACACUCAAUAGGGUAAUGGUAAGUUAUUGUGACCUUAGCUUGCAUAUAGUUUGUGUUAGGGAGGCCCAGUUAAAGUGACAGUUUUGAUAUGAUGAUAAUAUAUGUAACGGAUACUGCAGUUAGUGAGUUAGUUGUGAGGGCUGUUCAUAUACCCCAUAGCUGUAUUUAUUGACUGUGUGACCGGGUCAACCUGAGUCCAUGUGUAAGGUUUGGUACAUGGAGUGUGAUGCCUAGGGCUAACUACAGGGUGUGUGUGUGUGUGUGUGUGUGUGUGUGUGUGUGUGUGUGUGUGUGUGUGUGUGUGUGUGUGUGUGUGUGUGUGUGUGUGUGUGUGUGUGUGUGUGUGUGUGUGUGUGUGUGUGUGUGUGUGUGUGUGUGUGUGUGUGUGUGCGCCCACGUGAUUGUGAGUGUUAGUAUAAUGAUAUGAGUGUAUGUUAUGGAAAGGUUUGUUUGUGCAUAAUGUGGAUUGUGUGUUCCAGGGUGAGCGAUGAGAAGGAUGCGCGAGGCUACCUCCAGGCUCUGGCCAGUAAGAUGACUGAAGAACUGGAGGGACUGAGGAACACCAGCCUGGGAGCCAGGGCCACGGUGAGACACACACAUCCAUCUAUCCAUCCAUCCAUCCAUCCACCCAGAAAGUAUUCAGACCCCUUCCCUUUUUCCACAUUUUGUUACAUUACAGCCUUAUUCUAAAAUUGAUUAAAUUACUUUUUAUACUCCAUCUACACACAAUACCUCAUAAUGACAAAGCGAAAACAGGUUUUUAUAAUUUUUUGCAAAUGUAUUACAAAUAAAAACAGAAAUACCUUAUUUACAUAAGUAUUCAGACCCUUUGCUAUGAGACUCGAAAUUGAGCACAGGUGCAUCCUGUUUCCAUUGAUCAUCCUUGAGAUGUUUCUACAACUUGAUUGGAGUCCACCUGUGGUAAAUUCAAUUGAUUGGACAUGAUUUGGAAAGGCACACACCUGUCUAUAAAAGGUUUCACAGUUGACAGUGCAUGUCAGAGCAAAAACCAAGCCAUGAGGUCGAAGGAAUUGUCCGUAGAGCUCCGGGACAUGAUUGUGUCGAGGAACAGAUCUGGGGAAGGGUACCAAAACAUUUAUGCGGCAAUGAAGGUCCCCAAGAACACAGUGGCCUCCAUCAUUCUUAAAUGGAAGAAGUUUGGAACCACCAAGACUCUUCCUAGAGCCGGCCAAACUGAGCAAUCGGUGGAGAAGGGCCUUGUUCAGGGAGGUGACCAAGAACCUGAUGGUCACUCUGACAGAGCUCCAGAGUUCCUCUGUGGAGAUGGGAGAACCUUCCAGAAGGACAACCAUCUCUGCAGCACUCAACCAAUCAGGCUUUUAUGGUGGAGUGGCUAGACAGAAGCCACUCCUCAGUAAAAGGCACAUGACAGCCUGCUUGGAGUUUGCCAAAAGGCACCUAAAGGACUCUCAGACCAUGAGAAACAAGAUUCUCUGGUCUGAUGAAACCAAGAUUGAACUUUGGCCUGAAUGCCAAGCGUCACGUCUGGAGGAAUGCUGGCACCAUCCCUAUGGUGAAGCAUGGUGGUGGCAGCAUCAUGCUGUGGAGAUGUUUUUCAGCGGCAGGAACUGGGAGACUAGUCAGGAUCGAGGGAAAGAUGAACGGAGCAAAGUACAGAGAGAUCCUUGAUGAAAACCUGCUCCAGAGAGCUCAUGACCUCAGACUGGGGUGAAGGUUCACCUUCCAACAGGACAAUGACCCUAAGCACACAGCCAAGACAAUGCAGGAGUGGCUUUGGGACAAGUCUCUGAAUGUCCUUGAGUGGCCCAGCCAGAGCCUAGACUUGAACCCAAUCGAACAUCUCUGGAGAGACCUGAAAAUAGCUGUGCAGCGACGCUCCCCAUCCAACCUAACAGAGCUUGAGAGAAUCUGCAGAGAAGAAUGGGAGAAACUUCCCAAAUACAGGUGUGCCAAGCUUGUAGCAUCAUACCCAAGAAGACUCAAGGCUGUAAUCGCUGCUAAAGGUCCUUCAACAAAGUACUGAGUAAAGGGUCUGAAUACUUAUGUAAAUGUCAUAUUUCAGUUUUUUUUUUAUACAUUUGCAAAAAUGUCUAAACCUGUUUUUGCUUAGUCAUUAUGGGGUAUUGUGUGUAGAUUGAUGAGGGGAAAAAAACAAUUUAAUCAAUUUUAGAAUAAGGCUGUAACGUAACAAAAUGUGGAAUAAGUCAAGGGGUCUGAAUACGUUCCGAAUGCACUGUGCAGAUACACACACACACCUCACAUCUGCAUUGAACUUACCCUUCUUUAUUGAUGUGGCUGUCUUUCUCUAUCCCCUCCCCCUACAGCAGGACAUGCCGUGGAAGGUGCGGAGGUUUGCUAAGCUGGACAUGUCUGCCCGUCUGGAGCUGCAGUCUGCACUGGACGCUGAGAUCAGAGCCAAACAGACCAUCCAAGACGAACUGAACAAAGUCAAGGCCUCCAACAUCUCCACUGAGUGGUACAUCCACUGCUGCUCUUACUUAGUUACUUCUACUUUUAAACUCUUACUUAGUCUAAGAACUACACUGAGACUACACUGAAUCUUUAUUUUUCCAAAAGGGAACAGGGGAUGCCAGGCACAUUAAAAUGCAGUACAUUGCAAUCUGUCAAGAAAGUGCACCUAAACCACCAUUGCUCUAUUACGCUUGCAUGAUCUGAUUUGACAUUGUUGACAUUCUCUUGUUCCUCCAUCCUCCUCUCUCCUCAGUAAACUGCAGGAGUCGGAGACUAAGAACCAGGACCUGCUGGCUGAGAUCGAGAGGCUGAAGAAGGAUACAGAGGAGUUCCGCCUGCGCAGGGGUGAGACUGGAACCAUCACCUCUGACCUGUGUUACUCCUCUCCAUACCAUCACCUCUGACCUGUGUUACUCCUCUCCACACCAUCACCUCUGACCUGUGUUACUCCUCUCCACACCAUCACCUCUGACCUGUGUUACUCCUCUCCACACCAUCACCUCUGACCGUGUUAUCCCUCUCCACACCAUCACCUCUGACCUGUGUUAUCCUCUCCACCUCACCAUCACCUCUGACCUGUGUUACUCCUCUCCACACCAUCACCUCUGACCUGGUGUACUCCUCUCCCCCACACCUAUCACUUUUCUCUCUCCCACCAUCACCUCGACCUGUGUUACUCCUCUCACCUUGUUUACCCUCUCCACACCAUCACCUCUGACCUGUGUUACUCCUCUCCACACCAUGUAUUCUAUUUGAGUGCCAACCUUUUUGUUUUUCAAUGGAAUAACUGGACCAACUAAGAAACUUUCAACGUACGAAGCUGGGAGAGCACAACAGUUUUCCACUUUCUCUGUGCUAAAGCCUCUUCUAGUACAGCAUGCUGAUGUGAUGUUUGUCUCUGGUGUGGUUGUCUUGUGUAGGUGUGAAACACCAGGACUCCCAGAACUCUUUCCUGGCCUUCCUCAACGCCCCCACCUCAGCCCUGGACCAGUUCGAUGUAAGUAACCAUCCUUCAGACUUUACAGACAGAAUGUCUCUUAAUAAUCUGUUCCCAAUUCCACUGUCUCUGAUCCAUUUAAAGAUGAGAGGAAUUCUUUAAUCAACCUUUAUCUUUUUUUGUGUGUGAGUGGGUGUUCCUUCCUUCACUUAAAAAAAAAAAAUAUUUGAUUUUGUUCAGAACAUUCAUUUUAUUUUAUUAAUUUAGUUUCUUUCAUUUGUAUGAAUAUUUGACAUCUUGUUUUUAUUUGGCUCUCCUUGUUUUCAUGUUCUGCUCCAUCAGGACUCUUUCUCCUCAUCCUCUUCCUCUUUAAUUGAGUUUUGGGAAGACGUAAGUUUCUGUUGGGCAGUGGGCGACGUGUGUCUGUGGAGCCAUAGACUGUAGAUAGACUAUAAGCUAACUAGUUGUUUUCUGUUGGGCAGUGGGCGACGUGUGUCUGUGGAGCUAUAGGCUGUAGAUAGACUAUAAGCUAACUAGUUGCCUCAUAAAGAGAGUGGUGAUGUCAUUUGAUCCAGUGUUUGUGUGAGUUCGUGAACCGUACCCCUCUGUGUUCGUCUGUGUGCGUGUCUGUGAGCAUCAUAGCUAGUCCUGUGUGAGUUGAUGGGCCUACUAGCCAAUGAGUCUUCUGUGAAUGUAGUAGUAGAUCAACAUUACCCAGUCUUUGGCUAUGUCUCGAUUUUCCACAUUUCUCCCAAAGUGUCAUGAAUUUAAAAGCAUAGGAUUGGCAUAAGAAUUGGCUAGAGCAGGGCUCUCCAACCCUGUUCCUGGAGAGCUACCCUCCUGUAGGUGUUCUCUCCAACCCUGUUCCUGGAGAGCUACCCUCCUGUAGGUGUUCUCUCCAACCCUGUUCCUGGAGAGCUACCCUCCUGUAGGUGUUCUCUCCAACCCUGUUCCUGGAGAGCUACCCUCCUGUAGGUGUUCUCUCCAACCCUGUUCCUGGAGAGCUACCCUCCUGUAGGUGUUCUCUCCAACCCUAGUUGUAUCAACCAGCUAAUUAUUAGAAUUAGGUGUGCUAGAUUAGGGUUGUAGUGAACCUACAGGACGGUAGCUCUCCAGGAACAGGGUUGGAGAGCCCUGGGCUCGAGGGAGUUUCAACCGUUUGUUAAAUCAAUUUGAGAAGGUGUGCAAAUGCACACUUCAGAAAAAGGGUGGAUAACUGUGACGUAGCCAUUGAGUGAGAGUUUGGGCUCCUUGGCUUUUAGCUAAGACUUCAAGUGGAACUGACAUCAUGUCAUAUAUGAAACAAACACACAAUCAUAAUAUCAGUAAAAAAAAUAUCAAAUUCCCAGUUUAUGCUACAAAACCAACUUUAUAUGAGGCAUAGUUGGCAGAAUAGAUGGAUGCAGUUCAAUGCAUGAUCAAUGUACUGUAAUUCACCAAUACAUUUCUUGGUAGUCCAACAAAUAUUGCUAUCAGGUUGUAAAUCACAGCUGGCCUGGUACAUUGUUUGCUCCCUCCAGCCAUUCGGGAUUCGGUUUUAAUGACUCAAUAUUUUAAACAAAAACUGACUAAUGUAACUAAGGCUGGGAAUGUCAAUACAAUGAAACUAGCAAGGGCAAUAAUCACAAGUCAGUCAUAACGUGGCUAAUAGGCUAGCUUAUCUAUUUUUGUAGCAAUUUAUUUAGCGAGCUUAAAACAUGCAGCCUAACAUUAGCUAGCUAGCUAGCUAGCUUCUGGGAGGAUGACAUGUCAUUGGACGUGUGGGUGAGUGGCCGACUUUCCCCCCCCCAUAUAUUUUUCUGUGGCUAUAGCUAGAGUUGUAGGUGUCAUUUGGUUAGCUAGCAAGAAAUGUGACUCACUUUGCUAGCUAGCUAUUCUGAACUUGAAUGACUGUUAUCCACAGUUAGCAUAUCUCUUAGUUGUCAAUCAACUGUAUUUGGCAUCGAUCAAAUGGUCAGGGAGGCAGGCAAGUUCCCAUUCAAUUAUUAAAAAGUGGGUUGGGACAAGCAUGCAUUGGCAGGCAAGCUGCAGAAGGGAGAGCCGGCUACUAUUCCCCAUCGUUUAUCAGUGCAAUUUUGACGGCCAACUACAAGCUGAAAAAGUUUGAGAGGGUUUAUCUGCUGUUUCCUCAUUAGAUUUUAGCUAUCUCGCUCUGGCUAACAUUAGUUGUUGAUCUUGUUGUGGUUGAUGUGCAUAGGCAACUGAGGGUGAGCGAGCCAACCUUUUCAUUGUUGUUUGAUCAAUGUAAGAGAACUCCCGUGGUAUUUACAUAUUUGCAGAAAUCCAUUCCGGUGUAUUUUGUGGCUUUUUGGCAAAUGCUGCCUGAAGAUCAGACGCUGUUGCUACUGCCUGUAAACACACAGUCAAAGUGAAUGAUGACAGGCCCUUGUGACAAAUGGCUUAUUUGCAUAUAGGCCUACUGUAGCUCUGAUUUGACUAUUGCGCACCGGUCUGUGUAAAGUCCGGUCCUGGGCAAGACAGAUGUUUUUGUUAGGUUUUAUUUACUGCAGUGUCUAUUAAUUGUCCAAACGCACGGCUGCUUUCCCACUCUAUAUUGCUGUAGAUAUUUCACAAAUGCCUUACUCUAUGUCAUUCCCAAACAUUAUAUGAAAGUAUGAAAACUAUAAAAUUACCAUAUCUAAGUGGUUGCAUGUCAGAAAAGGCCUCAUAUCCUUCCUGGGGGUGUACAGUGCCUUCAAAAAGUAUUCACAUUUUGUUGUGUUACAGCCUGAAUUCAAAAUUGAUUAAAAAAAAAAAAUUCUAACCCAACUACACACAAUACCCCAUAAUGACAAAGUGAAAACAUGUUUUUAGACAUUUUUUCAAAUGUAUUGAAAAUGAAAUACAGAAAUAUUUUAUUUAAAUAAGUAUUCACACUCCGGAGUCCAUAAUUUGUAGAAGCGAUUACAGCUGUGGGUCUUUCUGGGUAGGUCUCUAAGACCUUUCCACACCUGGAUUGGACAAUAUUAGCCCGUUUUAUUAUUUUGUUUAUUCUUCAAGCUCUGUCAAGUAUUUUUGAUUCUGGAUCAUUGCUAGACAGCCAUUUUCAAGUCUUGCCAUAGAUUUUCAAGAUUUAAGUCAAACUUUCACUAGGCCAUUCAAUGUCGUCUUGGUAAGCAACUCGGGUGUAUAUUUGGCCUUGUGUUUUAGGUUAUUGUCCUGCUGAAAAGUAAAUUAGUCUCCCAGUGUCUGUUGGAAAGCAGACUGAACCAGAUUUUCCUCUAAGAUUUUGCCUGUGUUUAUAGCUGUAUCCCGUUUCCGUCACAACCAUUCAACUCUGUAACUGUUUUAAAAUCACCAUUGGCCUCAUGUUAAAAUCCCUGGGUGUAUUGAUACACCAUCCAAAGCCUAGUUAAUAACUUCACCAUGCUCAAAGGGAUAUUCAGCGUCUGCUUUUUUUUUCUUCUUUUUUUUUUACACACAUCUACCUUCUUUGCAAGGCAUUGAACCCUGGUCUUUGUGGUUGAAUCUGUGCUUCAAAUUCACUACUCGAUUGAGGGACCUUACAGAUAAUUGUACUGUAUGUGUGGGGUACAGAGAUGGUGUAGUCAUAAAAAAAUCAUGUUAACCACUAUUAUUGAACACGGAAUGAGUCCAUGCAACUUAUUAUGCAAUUUGUUAAGCACAUUUUUACUCCUGAACUUAUUUAGGCUUGCCAUGACAAAGAGGUUGAAUACUUAUUGACUCAAGACAUUUCAGCUUUAAAUGUUUUAUUAAUUUCAAAAAUGUUCUGCAAACAAAAUUCCACUUUGACAUUAUGGGGUAUUGUGUGUAGGGCUGUUGCGGUGACUGUAGGGCUGUUGCGGUGACUGUAGGGCUGUUGCGGUGACUGUAGGGCUGUUGCGGUGACUGUAGGGCUGUUGCGGUGACUGUAGGGCUGUUGCGGUGACUGUAGGGCUGUUGCGGUGACUGUAGGGCUGUUGCGGUGACUGUAGGGCUGUUGCGGUGACUGUAGGGCUGUUGCGGUGACUGUAGGGCUGUUGCGGUGACUGUAGGGCUGUUGCGGUGACUGUAGGGCUGUUGCGGUGACUGUAGGGCUGUUGCGGUGACUGUAGGGCUGUUGCGGUGACUGUAGGGCUGUUGCGGUGACUGUAGGGCUGUUGCGGUGACUGUAGGGCUGUUGCGGUGACUGUAGGGCUGUUGCGGUGACUGUAGGGCUGUUGCGGUGACUGUAGGGCUGUUGCGGUGACUGUAGGGCUGUUGCGGUGACUGUAGGGCUGUUGCGGUGACUGUAGGGCUGUUGCGGUGACUGUAGGGCUGUUGCGGUGACUGUAGGGCUGUUGCGGUGACUGUAGGGCUGUUGCGGUGACUGUAGGGCUGUUGCGGUGACUGUAGGGCUGUUGCGGUGACUGUAGGGCUGUUGCGGUGACUGUAGGGCUGUUGCGGUGACUGUAGGGCUGUUGCGGUGACUGUAGGGCUGUUGCGGUGACUGUAGGGCUGUUGCGGUGACUGUAGGGCUGUUGCGGUGACUGUAGGGCUGUUGCGGUGACUGUAUUACCGCCACACCGGCAGUCAUGACCGCAGUAAAAUUCCUUGUGACCUUUGAGUCACGGUAAUCUCCUGUUAUGCACUCAGGACGUGCUUCAGUAUUACGCAGUUUACUAACAACCAUCAGGUCCUAAUGGCCUGGGACUCAGGGCUGUAUUGUCCCGCUAACCACUGACAUCAAUGCAAAUGCAAUCGAAAAUCUCAUCAAACACUUAUCAUCAAAACAGUAUCCUGCUUUUAAAACUCACCUCACUGUGAUUAUCAAUUUGAAGAAAGAAGUUCAACAACAGGUUGAAACUGAGUGUAAAACAUGGUCGUUGUGGAUGUUGUUUCAAAGCCAAACACAACCGAAAUGGACAGCGCUUUCUAAGGUGAUGAUUAAUUCAAAACACCAUAUGCAUAUUAUGCACAGGCUUAUGAGGCCCAAGCCCCCCCCCCCAAAAAAAAUUAAUAAAUACGGUAUUAUGAUUGUGCCAUUAUACAAUAGCCUACCGCAUAUUAGGCAUUGCAGAUGCCAAAACUUAUUUAAGAUGUCUUUGGUACAUAAUUGGUCUAGCCUGUACUCCAAAAUAAAACUAAUUUGAGUAAUCGCCUUUGAGUGUGGACUCGAUUAUUAUGCAUACUGGAUGGACUGGUUACCUUAUGUUACGCUCCAAUAUUUCUAUCCACUAGUCUGGGAGAGAACGGAAUGGGAAAGAUAUCCUUUCUAUUUUAUUCAGCUAAAUUCGAUUAUAUUAUUCUUACUAUAAAAUCAUAUAAUAUAAAAUAAUGGCAUGGGACUUAAAAGCAUAUCUUGUCAGCUAAAUGAACAAGCCUACAGCCUAUGGCAUGGAGCAUAGCCAGAUAACAUACAGUAGGCCAACUCGUAUGCUGUUCUUCAGAAAUACAUUUUCUUCAUAUCAUAAUGUUUAUUUAAAACGGACUAAAAUAUAUAAUGGAUUUAUUGUAAUAGAGUAUAUUCAAUUGAUUUAUAUAAAAUAAAAUGUAGUGUUGCAAAGGCGGCAUCAGCGGCUUGUAUGCAGCUUGGAGGCCUGGAGAUACUAAACGUGUUUAUGUUAACAGUCAAGUACUGUGACACCGGCAGUCUUUUGCAUGACGAUAACCGGCAGUCUUUUGCAUGACGAUAACCGGCAGUCUUUUGCAUGACGAUAACCGGCAGUCUUUUGCAUGACGAUAACCGGCAGUCUUUUGCAUGACGAUAACCGGCAGUCUUUUGCAUGACGAUAACCGGCAGUCUUUUGCAUGACGAUAACCGGCAGUCUUUUGCAUGACGAUAACCGGCAGUCUUUUGCAUGACGAUAACCGGCAGUCUUUUGCAUGACGAUAACCGGCAGUCUUUUGCAUGACGAUAACCGGCAGUCUUUUGCAUGACGAUAACCGGCAGUCUUUUGCAUGACGAUAACCGGCAGUCUUUUGCAUGACGAUAACCGGCAGUCUUUUGCAUGACGAUAACCGGCAGUCUUUUGCAUGACGAUAACCGGCAGUCUUUUGCAUGACGAUAACCGGCAGUCUUUUGCAUGACGAUAACCGGCAGUCUUUUGCAUGACGAUAACCGGCAGUCUUUUGCAUGACGAUAACCGGCAGUCUUUUGCAUGACGAUAACCGGCAGUCUUUUGCAUGACGAUAACCGGCAGUCUUUUGCAUGACGACGCAGUCUUUUGCAUGACGAUAACCGGCAGUCUUUUGCAUGACGAUAACCGGCAGUCUUUUGCAUGACGAUAACCGGCAGUCUUUUGCAUGACAUAACCGGCAGUCUUUUGCAUGACGAUAACCGGCAGUCUUUUGCAUGACGAUAACCGGCGGACAAAAUGUCAUGACCGCCACAGCCCUAAUUGUGUUUGCAUUUUGAAUUCAGGCUGUAACACAACAAAAUGUGGAAGAAGUAAAAGGGUGUGAAUACUUUCUGAAGGCGCUGUAUAUGAACAGAUUUUAAUAACAUUUCAUGUUGCUCAAAAUGCUGUCAGUUCCACUUUGAAAAUAAUGUUUGUCGAUUGAGAGGAUUCCUUCCAUUUUGUAUUUGUAUUUAUUAAGGAUCCCCAUUAGUUCCUGCCAAGGCAGCAGCUACUUUUCCUGGGGUCCAGCUAAAAUGAAGGCAGUAAUAUACAUUAUAAUACAAUUUUUAAACAUUAAAAUACAUUUUACAACAGAUUUCACAAUUGAUGAAGUGUGUGCCCUCAGGCUACUACUCUACUACAAAACGCCAUCCAGGUGUACGUGUGUGGAUAGUGUGUAUGUUAUGUGUGUUUGUACCUGUGUGUGUGACUCUUCACAGUCCUCGCUGUUCCAUAAGGUGUAUUUUUGUGUUUUUCUAAAUCUGAUUUUACUGCUUGCGUGAGUUGCUUGAUGUGGAAUAGAGUUCCAUGUAGCCAUUCACUAUACAGACAUUCUUUAAAGUCAUACUUGGCUUUGAGUCCAGACACUACAGAACAUACAUCUGUUUAAUACCCUGUAAUGAGCUUCCCUUCCACACAGUAGUACUAUCACGAGUUCCCCUAUUAGGCCUAGAGGCUGCAUCCCAAAUGGCACCCUAUUCCCUUUGACCAGGGGCUCUGGUGAAAAAUAGUGCACUAUGUAGGGAAUAGGGUGCCAUUUGGGACGUUGACAGAGAUGACCCAAUCCAGGCAGUGACCUUCAGUGCAAUGUGGAAAGGACAUCUUCAACAGAUAGAUAGGCUAUCAUUCCUUUUUAAUGUGUCCUAUUUAAGAGCCACUUCAGACUUCUCAAUGUUUACAUCUCUCCAUUUCUCCAUCCCCCUCUCUGUCUCUCCCCCUGUCUCUCCAUCCCCCCCCCCCCCCCCCACUGAAGCGCUCUCCAUCCGUUGGGCCAACUAGCAAAGGCAGACGUGUAAGCUAAGCAGCAGUUCUGUGCUUGUUAUUUUGUCUGUGCCCAAUCACCCUCUGAAUCUCAAUCCUGUCUGUUGCAUGAAUGGGAAUACAUUGUCUGUGUGCAUGGGAAAAAGCAACCUCGGACUUUCAAAUAAGUUCUAUCAAAUGCUUCCUUGUAAGGGGUCUGUUACUGUGUGUUUCUUAGUUUCUAAGGCAUGGUGUAUGGCCUGCACUGUAGUCCUCCAGUAAGCUACAGUAACCUAGCCUAUAUGUUGUUGUCCUCCAAGUGGCUUUGUGGAUUUCCCCAAACCAAAAGCAUGGUUUAUGGUGGUGCUGUUCUCUCUGGUGGUACAGUCAGCAUGGUCAAAAGGUUAUGUGUACCGCUCUUGUCAUAUGCAUGGUUCAUGGGUUUGUGGUCCAACCUCUAGGCUUCCUAAUGACAAUUGACCAAUGGGAUGGUCAGUCCUAUAUCUACUACGUGUGUCUCAGUUUUGAGAGCAUGGCGCUUGCAACGCCAGGGUUGUGAGUUCGAUUCCCACAGGGGACCAGUAUGAAAAAAGUAUGAAAAUGUAUGAACUCACUACUGUAAGUCGCUCUGGAUAAGAGCGUCUGCUAAUUGACUAAAAUGUAAAUGUAAAAUGUAUGACCACAAUCCCCAUUUACCUUUAUAAUAUUGUGCAUCUACCUGGUUCAAUGGAUUUCUUGCUUUUCCCUCUAAGCAUGGAUGGUGCUUUUUGGUCUCUCUUGGUUUCCUUACUUUCUACCAACUCCCGAACACCAUUUCUUCUAUGUCCAGCAACACUUCUUUCUUUCUACCUUGCUCUCUCUCUCUCUCUCUUGCUCCCCCCCAGGUGGACUCGGUGGAUAACUUCACUCCCUCCAACACCCCAUCCAGGGACGAGGACUCCAAGAAGUCUCGCUCACGGUCGCCCUCCAUGGCCAGCGACGUGGAGCCCAUUGAGGUGAACCCUGAACUUUGACCACUACGCUGGUUUCCCGGCCAUAGAUUAAAUAGGUAUAUAUUGUGCUGUACUCAAAUAUUUGUCUUUUCCCUCCCUCCAGUUGAUAGACCACCCCCCACGCACAGUCCAGACCUCCACCAUGCGAUCAGGAGGCUAUGGUAGUAUCGGCCGCUCAUCACCCAAGGUAAGACCUGACAUCCUUCUAGACUUCCCAAAUACCCUUCUACUGUUUUAACCACAGUCAAUACUUUGUAAUGUCAAUCCCAUGGACCCGACGAAGACCAGGCUAAGAUUAAAAUGCUUACCGUUGCUGUAUUUAAAUAAAAUGUCACUUUUUAAUGUGUAUGUGCGUGUCCUUUCUGUAUUUGUCCUAUGUGUUUUGACCGGCCCUCUGUUCUCCCCUGUUUGUCCCAUGCAGCCCAAAGCCCACCAGUUUGUGGUGAAGUCCUUCAGUGCUCCCACCAAGUGUAACCAGUGCACCUCUCUGAUGGUGGGACUCAUCCGCCAGGGCUGCACCUGUGAAGGUAGGAGAAGAGGAGAGAGGGGGAGAGAAAGGGAGAGUGGAUAAAAGGGGGAGGAGGAGGAGAGAGGGAGGAAGACAGAUGGGAGAAUGAGGAGAGCGGGGGAGAAAGGGAGGGAGACUGGGAUUUGAGAAAAGGGAGUGAGGGAAACUGAAACGGAAGGAGGAGAAGAAGGCAGGAUGGAAGCAGGAAGCGGGACUAGACUGAGGUGUCGGUACAUUCUCUUUUGAUGCGUGACGUGGCUAUAAUGGAUAUAACCCACUCAUUCUCUCCUGUCUGGUCCUGUAGUGUGUAACUUCUCAUGCCACGUGACGUGUGCUGACAAGGCUCCAGCGGUGUGCCCCGUGCCACAUGACCAGACCAGGGGGCCGCUGGGCAUCGACCCUCAGAGGGGCAUCGGCACUGCCUACGAGGGACACGUCAGAGUACGUAUGACACAGAAGAUUGUUUGUUUAUGAGCUCUUUUAAAAACUUUGGGUUGACAUUUCCUGCUGGAAUAAGUCCCUACCUGUGAAUUAAAGUGCACAUUUAAAAACGUAUAUUUUACCUUGUAUGUAUAGCCUCUCUAUCUCCAGAGGCUGACCUGUGUGUGUUUGUGAGGUUUGCCUGUUAAUGGUGUGUGUAUAAUAAAAUAUGUCUCUGUCUGUAGUACUGGGCUGGAACAAAACCCUGCACAACCAAUAGCUCCCAAAUACAAGGGUUUUUCACCACUGGCCAUACUAGGUUGGGUCUAUGUGGGAGACUGAAGUGUGUGUCUGUCCCUGUGUGUGUUCCCAGGUGCCCAAGCCCACAGGGGUGAAGAAGGGUUGGCAGCGGGCGGUGGCCGUGGUGUGUGACUUCAAGCUCUUCCUGUACGAGCUGGGAGAGGGCAAGACCACAACGCCCAGUGUGGUCGUCAGUCAGGUCAUAGACAUGAGGUAAGGACUACAACCUGAGCUCUGUCUGAACUACAACUCCCAUAGAUGGGAGAAAGCAAUGGCUGCUUAUCAGAAUUACCUCUGGGUUUAGUUCUUUAGUUCACUCUCUCUCCUUCUUUGUUUUCCAGGGAUGAGGAGUUUUCAGUCAGUUCUGUUCUGGCGUCAGAUGUCAUUCAUGCCAGUCGCAAGGACAUCCCAUGUAUAUUCAGGGUAAGCCUUUUAUUCAUGAUUUUUGAAUAAAUGCAUUUAUACAUUCAUACGUUUACUCAGUGAUUACUCCCCCACCUGUUCCACAGUCUUCAGAUUUCUCAGCUUUUAACAGUACUUCUGCUUUUGUUGUGGGGAGGCCGUUCUGAAAGUUGUCUCCUCUGACCUCUAACCCCUCCAGGUGACGGCGUCCCAGCUCUCCCCCUCCUCCAGUCACAAGCCUUCCAUCCUGAUCCUGGCCGACAGCGACCAUGAGAGGAACAAGUGGGUGGGGCUUGUCAGCGAGCUGCACCGCAUCCUCAAGAAGAACAAGCUGAAGGAGCGUUUCGUCUACGUGCCCAAAGAGGCUUACGACAGCACGCUACCGCUCAUCAAGACCACGCAGUCCGCCGCUAUUAUAGGUAGGUGGAGGACACACACACACACAGCCUCUUUAUUUUGGCCAUGUAGUAAGGAAGUAAAUAUAGGAACAUGAACCAAACUCUGUAUCUGACUUUAGUUUGUUGUAUACAGCCAUUACAUGUUCUGCUGCAGUCUCCCUCUGUCAUUACCAGGGUUCUAAUGACCUCUCUACUGCAGAACAGAUGGGGACAGACUUUAUGCACCUCGAUACCUAGCCCUGCAGUAGACUCUGAAUCAAACCUACUCUUGUUGUUUUUUCUUCAGAUCACGAGCGUGUUGCCCUGGGCAACGAGGAAGGCCUUUUUGUCAUCCAUGUCACCAAAGAUGGUAAGACUUUAGCACCCGCCUGGAGAUGGUAAGACUCCAGCACCCACCUGGAGAUGGUAAGACUCCAGCACCCACCUGGAGAUGGUGAGACUUUAGUACCCACCUGGAGAUGGUGAGACUUUAGUACCCACCUGGAGAUGGUGAUGCACUUUUCCCAUUAUGCAGUUGAAUUCUCACCACAUGUUGGCGAUCACAGUGGAGUUUUUUUGACAACUCUCUCUCCUCCUCCUCCUCUACUUUCCCUCUCUCCCCUCCUCUCUCCCCUCCUCCUCUACUUCCCCUCCCCUCCUCUCUCCCCUCCCCUCCUCUCUCUCCUCCUCCUCUCUCCCCUCCUGACCUAACAGAGAUCAUCCGUGUUGGGGACAAUAAGAAAGUCCACCACAUUGACCUGGUCCCCCAGGAGCAGCUCCUAGCGGUCAUCUCCGGCCGUAACCGUCACGUCCGUCUUUUCCCCAUGGCCGCGCUGGACGGACGGGAGAUGGACUCCUAUAAGCUGGCCGAGACCAAGGGCUGCACGGCGCUGGUGUCCGGCUCUGUCCGAAACAACUCCCUCACUUGUCUGUGUGUGGCCAUGAAGAGACAGGUCAUCUGUUACGAGGUGGGUGGUGGGAGGUGGUAGCAGAAGGGAUGGGGUUGGUGGGACUUUGUUUGUUAAGCACUUUUACCAGCCGUUUUUCUAUGUUGUCGCUCUUAAGUAUGUUACAAAUUAUGUAAUAUAACUUUGCUUAUAAAAUAUAUUUUAAGCAACUAUAUAGGCUCUAUUUAUGGGAUUAUGAAGGGUCGAUUAAGCCUACAAAUAUUAAAGAAUGAACUCACAAUAUAACAACAUGAUGGUUCUAUAUCUCCCAGGUGAACAAGAGCAAGGUGCGCCACCGCCGGCUGCGGGAGCUCCAAACCCCAGGUCCCGUCCAGUGGAUGGGUCUCCUGAGCGAGCGGCUGUGUGUGGGCUACCAGGCUGGCUUCACACGCUACAGCGUCCAUGGGGACUGUGUCCCGGUCAGCCUGCUGCACCCCGAGGACCACACCCUGGCCUUCAUCUCCCAGCAGGCCCUGGACGCGCUGUGUGCCGUGGAGAUCUCCUCCAAGGAGCUGCUGCUCUGCUUCUCAGCCAUAGGGGUCUACGUGGACUCGCAGGGCCGCCGCUCGCGCCAGCAGGAGCUGAUGUGGCCCGCCAUUCCCAACUCCGCCUGUGAGUUCUGAACCAGCACAACAGCCUUAAAGGCUAAUUCUGCCACUUUUCAACCUCAGAUCCAUCAUCUCCAGGACAAUACCAGUGUCUACAUGUGUGAAACAGUGUAUUUCUAUGAUCUGUGGUUAAACAGAUCAGAAGAAAGGUCCUGAAAAAAUGCUUCUCUGUGACAUCACAGGGUAGGAUUAAAAGUAAAAAACAGUGAUUUUCAAAACUUGCAACGAGUUUCUAGCACAAGGGAGGGUAUUUUCUUGCUCCCCACGUCACCGCGCAUUUCAUAGUGUUUGAAAAUCACUUUUUAAAAUGUUUAAACUUUUGAUGAUGUCAUCGAGUAUAACUUUUUUGCGUUUUCACAUGUUGACACUGGUAUUGUGCUGGAGAUAAUGACAAUGAGGUUGAAAAGAGGUGAAGUUGGCCUUUAACCUUUUCAUAAACCAAGUAUUUUAUACAAGGUUUAAUUUCCCCACUGUUUACAAACAACAGGAACAAAAUCUAACAAUGUACACUACCAUUCAAAAGUUUGGGGUCACUUAGAAAUGUCCUUGUUUUCUAAAGAAAAGCAUUUUUUUUGUCCAUUAAAAUAACAUCAAAUUGAUCAGAAAUACAGUGUAGACAUUGUUAAUGUUGGAAAUGGCUAUUGUAGCUGAUUUUUAAUGGCAUAUCUACAUAGGCAUACAGAGGCCCAUUAUCAGCAACCAUCAGUCCUAUGUUCCAAUGGCACGUUGUGUUUGCUAAUCCAAGUUUAUCAUUUUUAAAAGGCUAAUUGAUCAUUAGAAAACACUUUUGUAAUUAUGUUAGCACAGCUGAAGCAAUAAAACUGGCCUUCUUGAGACUAGUAUCUGGAGCAUCAGCAAUUGUGGGUUUGAUUACAGAAUCAAAAUGGCCAGAAACAAAGAACUUUCUUCUGAAACUCGUCAGUCUAUUCUUGUUCUGAGAAAUGAAGGCUAUUCCAUGCGAGAAAUUGCCAGGAAACUGAAGAUCUCGUACAACGCUGUGUACUACUCCCUUCACAGAACAGCGCAAACUGUCUCUAACCAGAAUAGAAAGAGGAGUGGGAGGCUCCGGUGCACAACUGAGCAAGAGGACAAAUACAUUAGUGUCUAGUUUGAGAAACAGACGCCUCACAGGUCCUCAGCUGGCAGCUUCAUUAAAUAGUACCCGCAAAACAACAGUCUCAACGUCAACAGUGACUCCGGCAUGCUGACCUCCUAGGCAGAGUUACAAAUAAAAAGCCAUAUCUCAGACUGGCCAAUAAAAAUAAAAUAUUAAGAUGGGCAAAAGAACACAGACACUGGACAGAGGAAGAUUGGAAAAAAGUGUUAAGGACAGACUAAUUGAAGUUUGAGGUGUUCGGAUCACAAAGAAGAACAAAUGAAAAGAUGCUGGAGGAGUGCUUGAUGCCAUCUGUCAAGCAUGGUGGAGGCAAUGUGAUGGUCUGGGGGUGUUUGGUGGUGGUAAAGUGGGAGAUUUGUACAGGGUAAAAGGGAUCUUGAAGAAGGAAGGCUCUCACUCCAUUUUGCAACGCCAUGCCAUACCCUGUGGACGGCGCUUGAUUGGAGCCAAUUUCCUCCUACAACAGGACAAUGACCCAAAGCACAGCUCCAAACUACGCAAUAACUAUUUAGGGAAGAAGCAGUCAGCUGGUAUUCUGUCUAUAAUGGAGUGGCCAGCACAGUCACCGGAUCUCAACCCUAUUGAGCUGUUGUGGGAGCAGCUUGACCGUAUGGUACGUAAGAAGUGCCCAUCAAGCCAAUCUAACUUGUGGGAGGUGCUUCAGGAAGCAUGGGGUGAAAUCUUUUCAGAUUACCUCAACAAUACAUUUCCUAUGCAUUUUGCUAUAUUUCCUAUUCAAACUCAUUUCAUGUAUGUUUUCAUGGAAAACAAGGACAUUUCUAAGUGACCCCAAACUUUUUUGAACGGUAGUGUAUAUUGCUUCUGAAUAUGUUGAAAACUAUCGUGUGGAUGUCAUGGACUGUCAGUCCUUGCUUCUAGAGCGGCUGUCUGAGAAUUUGUGAGGGGUUACAUUUCCCUAGCCCCAUCCCAAAGCAUUCCGGGGGCUGCCGUUUUGCUGAAAAACUAAUCCCAGAAUGUAGCUUUAAGCCUGAAGCUGAUGUUGUCCUCCUUUCUCCUCACUAGGUUACAACGCCCCCUACCUGUCAGUGUACAGUGAGAAUGCUGUGGAUGUUUUUGAUGUCAACACCAUGGAGUGGAUUCAGACCAUCCCAUUGAAGAAGGUGAGAGUAUAGGACUGCAGAUGUAACGGAGGGCCGUUAGUCGAAUUGUUAUGUGUGUGCAUGGUAGGUUUAACCUUUGACCCCGUUGCCUUCCUGAAGGUGCGACCUCUGAACCCUGAUGGAUCCCUGAACCUCCUGGGUCUGGAGACAGUGAGACUUAUUUACUUCAGAAACAAGACGGCAGGUCAGUGACACGUAGGAUAGGCCUCUAGACUGCAGGUCAGUUAGGAGAGGUGCACAUCUCAGUGAUUAUUAUUACUACCACUGACUGAGUGUAAUUCUCAUUCUAUUCCACAAUAGGAUUGUCGUUAAAAAAAAGAAGAAAAAAAAGAGAUUGAAAAACAAUGGGGGGAAAAAAUGGGCCAUAUUGCUGCUGUUGACGACGGCGGCCAUGUUGUUAAUAUUCCAGAGGGUGACGAGUUGGUGGUUCCUGAGACGUCUGACAACAGCAGGAAGCAGAUGGUUCGCAACAUGAACAACAAGAGACACUUCUCCUUCAGAGUCCCUGAGGAGGAGAGGAUGCAGCAGAGGAGGUACACUACAUUGUACACAACACUGCAUGGUACACAACACUGCAUUGCACACACUGCAUGGUACACAACACUGCAUUGCACACACUGCAUGGUACACAACACUGCAUGGUACACACUGCAUGGUACACACUGCAUGGUACACACUAUAGACGCUUCUCCUUCACUCUCCACAGGGGCAUUCAGUGAGCUGAUCCGUGUGUGUGUGUAUCCCCUGUGUAGGGAGAUGCUGAGAGACCCAGAGAUGAGGAACAAGCUGAUAUCCAACCCCACCAACUUCAACCACGUGGCCCACAUGGGACCUGGAGACGGCAUCCAGAUUCUCAAAGACCUGCCCAUGGUAAGACAGACCACUACAGUCCAUAUCAGUCUGCUUUAGUCUAUACUAGAUCCUCAGGAAAAACCUGCCCAUGGUAAGACGGACCACUACAGUCUAUAUCAGUCUGCUUUAGUCUAUAACAGAUCCUCAGGAAAGACAGAAUACUACAGUGUGUCCAUAGAUUUCUGCUCGGUAGUUGUUCCUCCUUCGUCUGUGUUUGUACAUGUGAAUGUUUGUGUUUGUUGUCGUUUGUGAUUUAAUGUCACUGUGUUUACGCAUGUGCAUAUGUGUGGUCAUCAUGUCUAUAUAAAUUGUAGUAUGCAUACAGUGGGGAAAAAAAGUAUUUAGUCAGCCACCAAUUGUGCAAGUUCUCCCACUUAAAAAGAUGAGAGGCCUGUAAUUUCAUCAUGGGUACACGUCAACUAUGACAGACAAAUUGAGAGAAAAAAAUCCAGAAAAUCACAUUGUAGGAUUUUAAAUUAAUUUAUUUGCAAAUUAUGGUGGAAAAUAAGUAUUUGGUCACCUACAAACAAGCAAGAUUUCUGGCUCUCACAGACCUGUAACUUCUUCUUUAAGAGGCUCCUCUGUCCUCCACUCGUUACCUGUAUUAAUGGCACCUGUUUGAACUUGUUAUCAGUAUAAAAGACACCUGUCCACAACCUCAAACAGUCACACUCCAAACUCCACUAUGGCCAAGACCAAAGAGCUGUCAAAUGACACCAGAAACAAAAUUGUAGACCUGCACCAGGCUGGGAAGACUGAAUCUGCAAUAGGUAAGCAGCUUGGUUUGAAGAAAUCAACUGUGGGAGCAAUUAUUAGGAAAUGGAAGACAUACAAGACCACUGAUAAUCUCCCUCGAUCUGGGGCUCCACGCAAGAUCUCACCCCGUGGGGUCAAAAUGAUCACAAGAACGGUGAGCAAAAAUCCCAGAACCACACGGGGGGGACCUAGUGAAUGACCUGCAGAGAGCUGGGACCAAAGUAACAAAGCCUACCAUCAGUAACACACUACGCCGCCAGGGACUCAAAUCCUGCAGUGCCAGACGUGUCCCCCUGCUUAAGCCAGUACAUGUCCAGGCCCGUCUGAAGUUUGCUAGAGUGCAUUUGGAUGAUCCAGAAGAGGAUUGGGAGAAUGUCAAAUGGUCAGAUGAAACCAAAAUAUAACUUUUUGGUAAAAACUCAACUCGUCGUGUUUGGAGGACAAAGAAUGCUGAGUUGCAUCCAAAGAACACCAUACCUACUGUGAAGCAUGGGGGUGGAAACAUCAUGCUUUGGGGCUGUUUUUCUGCAAAGGGACCAGGACGACUGAUCCGUGUAAAGUAAAGAAUGAAUGGGGCCAUGUAUCGUGAGAUUUUGAGUGAAAACCUCCUUCCAUCAGCAAGGGCAUUGAAGAUGAAACGUGGCUGGGUCUUUCAGCAUGACAAUGAUCCCAAACACACCGCCCGGGCAACGAAGGAGUGGCUUCGUAAGAAGCAUUUCAAGGUCCUGGAGUGGCCUAGCCAGUCUCCAGAUCUCAACCCCAAAACAGCGACAGCCCCAAAACAUCACUGCUCUAGAGGAGAUCUGCAUGGAGGAAUGGGCCAAAAUACCAGCAACAGUGUGUGAAAACCUUGUGAAGACUUACAGAAAACGUUUGACCUGUGUCAUUGCCAACAAAUGGGUAUAUAACAAAAGUAUUGAAAAACUUUUGUUAUUGACCAAAUACUUAUUUUCCACCAUAAUUUGCAAAUAAAUUCAUUAAAAAUCCUCCAAUGUGAAUAUCUGGAUUUUUUUUUUCUCAUUUUGUCUGUCAUAGUUGACGUGUACCUAUGAUGGAAAAUUACAGGCCUCUCUCAUCUUUUUAAGUGGGAGAACUUGCACAAUUGGUGGCUGACUAAAUACUUUUUUUCCCCACUGUAUGUGUUAUUAGUAUCAUUAUGUGAAUGUGUGUAUUCACUAACGUUUCUGUCUAUCUUUGUGUUUUCAUCUCAUCUCCAUAAUCCAUAUACGUGUAUCUUCUGUGUGUCUGUCUCUGUCCUCUCCUGGCCGCUGACCUGUCUUAAUGCAGAACGUGCGUGUUCAGGAGAGUCGUGGUGCAGGCUUCAGUGGCUCCGUCUCCAUCCCCUCCAUCACCAAGAACAGAGCCGAGCCGGGACGCUCCAUGAGCGCCAGCAGUGGACUGGGCAUCCGUAAGUACCACACUACCGAACACACUAGGCUUGAUAAAUAAAGAAAUAUUGUAUAAUAAAAUGUAUCAAUAAAAUGGGGGAUUAAAAAACCAUUGUAAAUAUAGGCCUGGGUAGAGAAAUGGAAGUGCUUGUUACUAGUGAAAAAUGGAAGGUAGAUUUAAAUGCAUUUGUAUUGCCUGAUACAAAUUGUUCUCUCUUCCCUUCCUACCUCCCCCUCUCCCUACCCUCCCUUCUCCCUACCUCCCCUUCUCUGUCCCUCUCCCUACCUCCCCCUCUCCCUACCUCCCCCUCUCCCUACCUCCCCCUCUCACCUUCUCUGUCCCUCUCUCUUCCUCCCCCUCUCUCUCCCCAUCCCUCUCUCUCCCCGUCCCUCUCUCUCCCCGUCCCACUCUCUCCCCGUCCCUCUCUCUCCCCUUCUCCGUCCCUCUCUCUCCCCUUCUCCGUCCCUCUUCUCUCCCUUCUCCGUCCCUCUCUCUCCCCGUCUCCGUCCCACUCUCUCUCCGUCCCUCUCUCUCCCCUUCUCCGUCCCUCUCUCUCCCCUUCUCCGUCCCUCUCUCUCCCCUUCUCCGUCCCUCUCUCCCCGUCUCCGUCCCUCUCUCUCCCCGUCCCUCUCUCUCCGUCCUCUCUCUCUCCGUCCCCUCUCCCCUUCUCCGUCCCUCUCUCCAUCCCUCCUCUCCCCGUCCCUCUCUCCCCCCCCCCCCUCCCCCUCUCCCCGCCCCUCUCUCUCUCCGUCCCUCUCUCUCUCCGUCCCUCUCUCUCUCCGUCCCUCUCUCUCCCCUUCUCUGUCCCUCUCUCUCUCCGUCCCUCUCUCUCCCUUCUCCGUCCCUCUCUCUCUCCGUCCUCUCCCUCUCUCUCUCCGUCCCUCUCUCUCUCCGUCUCCCCCUCUCUCUCUCCGUCUCCCCUCCCGCUCUUUCUGUCCCUCUCUCUCCCUCCCUCUCUCUCCCCUCCCUCUCUCCGUCCUUCUCUCUCCGUCCCUCUCUCUCCCCCCUCUCUCUCCGUCCCUCUCUCCUCUUCUCGUCCCCCUCUCUCCGUCCCUCUCCUCUCUCCUCUCUCUCUCCCCUCCCUCUCUCUCUCCGUCCCUCUCUCUCCCCCUCUCUCUCUCUCCGUCCCUCUCUCUCUCCGUCCCUCUCUCCUCUCUUCCACUUCCCUCUCUCCUCUCUCUCCUCCUCUCUAUCUCUAUUCAUGUCAUCUUCUCCCUCCUCUCUUCUUCCACUAUUCCAUGUAUUUUUCUCUCUCUCCAGGUUCGUCAUCUCCAGAUUGGAAUGCGUUGAGGGAGAAGGCUGGGCCGGGGGGUAGCUACAGCUCUAAGCGCCAGACCAUGACCUCUCCCUCCGAGAGCUCUUUGUCCUCCGGAGGGGGUAUGGACGGCUGCAGCGACGCACCCCUCUCCCAGUUCGACAGAGAGGUACGUGACCAGCCUAGCGUGCUCCCUCCCUAGGGUGCCUGGGUGAAGUGCACUUGAUUAAGGCUACUAAAACUCAACUACUAACAAUUGGGUAGAAUUGUGUUGAAUCGGCUGAAUGUCUCAGAUCAGAUGAUAUACCAUUAGGACUUAAAGUUGUUCUUAUAAGUCGUAUCUCGUAGUGUUCUGAGAGUUGUGUUUUGGUUGUGACAGUUAAGUGGAUGGGUCUGAAACCACAUUUCAUGAAUCAUUUGAGCACAGUUGCUCUAAAUAUGACCAGGAUCACUCAGGUGAGAAAUCAUGCCAUAACAAUACACAGAGUGAAAAUACUCUAGCUGGUGACCAAUGACGUGGAAGACCUAUAAUAUACAAUAUAUUAAACAUAUACGUAACUAGACAUAUCAAAGUGUUCCCCAUAACUCUGCCCCCACCACAUCCACCACCCAGCCUCCGUGUUCUCCUGCCUCUCGCCCUUCGCCUCAUCCCAUCCCUCAAUCCGAUUGGUUCCUGGCACCGGCAUCCUAGCCCCUCACAGGGAACUCAAUCGGCCCCCUACCCAACCCUGACCCCAGCUAUGGUUAUCUGCACAUUGCCUCUCCCACCCUCAGCCUCAACCACCCACCCAGCCAGCCAGGUGUAGCUACAAGUCACCCUUAACUACUGAUUCAGGGUCAGAUAGUUCUUCAUCCCCCUAAUGGUCAGGUUAGAAUUGGGGUCUAAUAAUCUGAUCCUAGAUGUGUGAUUAAGAGCAACCUUUACCUCAAGCAUCUAGCCAUCCUCCAGCAGGGAUUCUAGCCUUAGCUAGCCUUCCUGCCUUUGGCUCCCUCUUCUGGCUGACUGUCUACCCUACCACCCCCACCCUCCCUCAGACCUGGCUGACUGUCUACCCUACCACCCCCAGCCUCCCUCAGACCUGGCUGACUGUCUACCCUACCACCCCCACCCUCCCUCAGACCUGGCUGACUGUCUACCCUACCACCCCCACCCUCCCUCAGACCUGGCUGACUGUCUACCCUACCACCCCCAGCCUCCCUCAGACCUGGCUGACUGUCUACCCUACCACCCCCACCCUCCCUCAGACCUGGCUGACUGUCUACCCUACCACCCCCACCCUCCCUCAGACCUGGCUGACUGUCUACCCUACCACCCCCACCCUCCCUCAGACCUGGCUGACUGUCUAUCCCUACCACCCCCCACCCUCCCUCAGACCUGGCUGACUGUCUACCCUACCACCCCCACCCUCCCUCAGACCUGGCUGACUGUCUACCCUACCACCCCCACCCUCCCUCAGACCUGGCUGACUGUCUACCCUACCACCCCCACCCUCCCUCAGACCUGGCUGACUGUCUACCCUACCACCCCCACCCUCCCUCAGACCUGGCUGACUGUCUACCCUACCACCCCCCACCCUCCCUCAGACCUGGCUGACUGUCUACCCUACCACCCCCACCCUCCCUCAGACCUGGCUGACUGUCUACCCUACCACCCCCACCCUCCCUCAGACCUGGCUGGCUCCCCCACCCCCACCCUCCCUCAGACCUGGCUGACUGUCUACCCUACCACCCCCACCCUCCCUCAGACCUGGCUGACUGUCUACCCUACCACCCCCAGCCUCCCUCAGACCUGGCUGACUGUCUACCCUACCACCCCCAGCCUCCCUCAGACCUGGCUGACUGUCUACCCUACCACCCCCACCCUCCCUCAGACCUGGCUGACUGUCUACCCUACCACCCCCAGCCUCCCUCAGACCUGGCUGACUGUCUACCCUACCACCCCCCACCCUCCCUCAGACCUGGCUGACUGUCUAUCCUACCACCCCCACCCUCCCUCAGACCUGGCUGACUGUCUACCCUACCACCCCCACCCUCCCUCAGACCUGGCUGACUGUCUACCCUACCACCCCCACCCUCCCUCAGACCUGGCUGACUGUCUACCCUACCACCCCCACCCUCCCUCAGACCUGGCUGACUGUCUACCCUACCACCCCCACCCUCCCUCAGACCUGGCUGACUGUCUAUCCUACCACCCCCACCCUCCCUCAGACCUGGCUGACUAUCUACCGUACCCCACCCACUGUUCCUCAUACCUGGCUGGCUGCAUCGUGAUUCGUGCCUGCCCCCAUCUCACUCCCCCUCCACCCCGCUCCUCUACGCUCCCCCCAGCCCAGCAUGUUGUUCUCUGGGCCGGGCCGGGUCGCUGAGUCUGUAACUCUUACCUCUCCAGUGGCAGGCGGUCUCGCCAUCGGAGAAGACCCCUGAUCUGAAAAGGGCUUUAAGGACCCUGCUUAGUAAGAUGAAGGUAAUGUCAUACACACACACAACCGACCCAGACACACUGUAUCCUCAACCACACACACACACACAACCGACCCAGACACACUGUAUCCUCAACCACACACACACACACAACCGACCCAGACACACUGUAUCCUCAACCACACACACACACACAACCGACCCAGACACACUGUAUCCUCAACCACACACACACAACCGACCCAGACACACUGUAUCCUCAACCACACACACACAACCGACCCAGACACACUGUAUCCUCAACCACACACACACAACCGACCCAGACACACUGUAUUCUCAACCACACACACACACACAACCGACCCAGACACACUGUAUCCUCAACCCCACACACACAACCGACCCAGACACACUGUAUCCUCAACCACACACACACACACACAACCGACCCAGACACACUGUAUCCUCAACCACACACACACACACAACCGACCCAGACACACUGUAUCCUCAACCACACACACACAACCGACCCAGACACACUGUAUCCUCAACCACACACACACACACAACCGACCCAGACACACUGUAUCCUCAACCACACACACACACACAACCAACCCAGACACACUGUAUCCUCAACCACACACAACCGACCCAGACACACUGUAUCCUCAACCACACACACACACACACACACACACACACACACACACACACACACACACACACACACACACACACACACAGUUUUGAAGCUUUGCCCCAAAGCCACCAUCAGUCCCCCUCCUGUCCACUGCACCAUUUCAGCCCCAUCAGCAUCUGAUGGCUAUGUCACAGAUGCCCUGCCCCCCGUGUCUCUGGCUAGAGGGGCGUUGCUCGUCCCCCUCUCCCCUGGCCUGCCCUAGUGUGGCUCCUCUCCCCUGGCCUGCCCUAGUGUGGCACCGCUCUUAAAUUCCUGAUUUGGUUUUCAGAAUGGUGUGUCACCAUCCUCUACCCUGCAUGUGUCUGUCUGUUUCCAUACUGGCCCCUUGUGGCCUAACCCUGUGGCCUUCCCCUAAUCCUAAUCCUGUGGCCUGCCCCUAACCCUAAUCCUGUGGCCUUCCCCUAAUCCUAACCCUUUGGCCUGCCCCUAACCCUAAUCCUGUGGCCUUCCCCUAAUCCUAACCCUGUGGCCUGCCCCUAACCCUAAUCCUGUGGCCUUCCCCUAAUCCUAACCCUGUGGCCUUCCCCUAAUCCUAACCCUGUGGCCUUCCCCUAACCAUAAUCCUGUGGCCUUCCCCUAAUCAUAAUCCUGUGGCCUGCCCCUAACCCUAAUCCUAACCCUGUGGCCUACCCCUGUGGCCUGCCCAACCCAUGUUUCUGAUAAUAACCAUUACUGUUCUGAUUUAUUGAUUGAUUGAUUGAUUGAUACAUCAUCAGGAAGAUACUAUGGAUACUGUGGCUCUCCUCUCUUAUAGGCCAUGUACCUCUCUGCCAACUACAGUAGUGCUGUGGUGGACAGCUGUAGCUCCUACAGCCGUAGCCUACUUAGAAAUAGCCAGAGAAGUGAAACAUGACUCUACUGUUUUGUCUGUGAGAAACAACUCCCUCACUCUACCUCCCUUAACGGGUUGAAAAAUUCCCAUAACUUUCCAAAAAUUGCAAGGUUUUCCAGAAAUCCUAGUUGGAAGAUUCCCGGAAUCAGGAUGAAAGGAGCAGGGUAUUUCUGGAAAACCUGGCAAUUUUGGGAAGUUACUGGAAUAUUGCAAACCUACUAUACCUCCCUUCAGUGAAGGAGGGAGAUGCUCUCAAACCUGGUUUCCCUAACUAGUGUCUCUCAAUGCUGUCCACUACAUUACACUGGACUAUAGUAGGGGUGGCAUAUCAUGCUGUCCACUACAUUACACUGGACUAUAGUAGGGGUGGCAUAUCAUGCUGUCCACUACAUUACACUGGACUAUAGUAGGGGUGGCAUAUCAUGCUGUCCACUACAUUACACUGGACUAUAGUAGGGGUGGCAUAUCAUGCUGUCCACUACAUUACACUGGACUAUAGUAGGGGUGGCAUAUCAUCAUUUUGGAGGACCAACAAUGUAUGCAGGCUUUUGUUCCACCCCAGCACUAACACACACACACACACACACCCUUGAUGAAACUAAUUGCGGUAAUAUUUGGGAAAGUAUUCAGACCCCUUGACUUUUUCCACAUUUUGUUACGUUACAGCCUUAUUCUAAAAUUUAUUAAAUCGUUUUUUCCCCUCAUCAAUCUACACACAAUACCCCAUAAUGACAAAGCAAAAACAGGUUUUUAGAAAUGUUUGCUAAUAUUAAAAAUUUAAAAAUCUGACAUUUACAUAAAUCAAUUUAUUUUUAUUUUUACUUAACUAUUUUUUACUUAACACUUAUUUUUCUUAAAACUGCAUCAUUGGUUAAGGGCUUGUAAGUAAGCAUUUCACUGUAAGGUCUAAACCUGUUGUAUUCGGUGCAUGUGACAAAUCACAUUUAUGUAAAUUUCAGAUUUAUUAUAUUUUUUUUAUAUAUUAGCAAACAUUUCUAAAAACCUGUUUUUGCUUUGUCAUUAUGGGGUAUUGUGUGUAGAUUGAUGAGGGGAAAAAACGAUUUAAUAAAUGUUAGAAUAAGGCUGUAACGUGACAAAAUGUGGAAAAAGUCAAGGGGUCUAAAUACUUUCCGAAGGCACUGUAUGUGUUGAUUAUUUGAAUCGGGUGCAUUUUGAGCUGGGCUGAAACUAAAUGGGUCCACCUCCACUGACUGCUGAGUACUGUAGUAGAAGACAGUAGACAAGACCUCAUGUAGGCGCUUUGUUCCAACCAACCACUUCUGGUCAAUCGAGCUGCUCAUUGUCUGUUGAUGUGGAAGGUUUCCAGUGCAUUAAGUCCUUGUUGCCUAGCGCUCUGUGUGAUUGAUGGGAUAUGAAGUGAUGUCACCAUGUCCACAUCAGCAAUCAAACAGCAGAUCAGCAUUGAUGAUGACAGCAGUUGGUUGAAAGGACACACACAGAGGUCCCUGAGGACUAGUUGACCAGCCCCGAUCUAAUGGAACUUAUUGGAGAGAUUAGUUGUGUUCAGUAGGCAUGAAUGGGAGAAAUCGUUUUUUAAACGAUAAACUAUUGGCAUUCUUUUUCUCAGACAAGUUAAGGGAGUAUCCCAUCCUUUUGACAGCAUUGCAUGCCUACUGAAUGUGACCCAAGCCUGAUCUGUGGUUAGCUGUGAGAAGAGUAUGACAUCUAAGUGCCUCUCUCUCUCUCCCUUACUGUCUUUCUCUCUCCCCCUCUCUUUCUCCAGGACUCUGACUCGCCCCGUCACUCCACGGCGUCCAACAGUUCUACGUUCAGCAGUCCCCCCAGCCCGGCCUCACCCCACAAGACCAAGUCCCUCUCUCUGGAGAGCACAGACCGCAUGACCGGCUGGGACACA